AUGUCUUCUUCAUCUCCGGCUUCGACGACCUCUGCAUCCGAUGCAGAUCGGGUCGUAUCUGGUGUUAGUCUGCGUGCGUCUGUGCUUGAGGCGGCGUUGGACCUUGGAAUCCGCAACUCCGUGAUGAAGAAAUGGAUGUUCAAUCCUCUGGCAGAGGACGAAGAGGAAGAGCAUAACACGCCAGCCUUGACAUCGCCUUCGACUUCAGAAGAGUCGUCUAUGUCCCCGUACAGCAUCAUAACGCCGAGCCAGUCUACGUAUAACUAUAACUAUCCUUAUCCAAGACAACUCAAUCCGGACAAACUAGGAUCCGGAUCUAGCGACCAGUUCUCCGCGAAUAAUAUCACCUUGGGCUUGGGAGGCAUAGGCGCGACCGAUCAAAUUCAAAAGGCGCCGCCCAUGAAGCUUACUCUGGCUGUCCCCCCAACUCGGAAUAAAUUGAAGAAGCAGCGUAGUCCGACGGGAUAUGAGAGCGACGGCGGAGGCGGAGGUUAUCUUUCAGAUGGACCUAAAAAAGCCAAGGUCAAGACAAAGAAGGGUAUGACGUGGAGAAGGAAAGACACCGCAGAUGGGGAUGAUGAGAGCGACGGAGGCUAUCGCAGUGAGGCGAUCUCGGGCAGCCGAGUGGGCGCGGGAGAAACGAAGAAAGCAAAGCGGAAGGCGAAAAGUACUAAGGAGAAGGGUGGGAUCAAGCGGGAGGAAGCGUCACCUACGCCGCCCUUGGGAGACCGGGACCCAGGCGCACUGCUUGCGACUAUCAACGCGUCUGUCUUGCCUGAUCCAGAGUCUCGUUCUGGCUCUGCGAUAGGACAUAGCAUGGAUGGCUACCUUACUGACUCGGGGGUUACGGAAAAGCGCGGGCGCACGAAGAAAAAGUCCAAAACGAAGGAAAAGGGAAAGAAGAGUCGGGCGGGAAGUCCGGGAGAGGAUGAUGCGACCACGUAUACACCCACGAAGAAGAAGUCGUUGUUCCGAUUGAUGGGACGGUCUGUAUCUCGAGAAGGCAAGGAUAGAGAUCGGGAGGUCGAGACGCCGCCUCCACUGCCCGCUCCGCCGCUACCGAUGAUACUGCCGAUUGCGGAACGUUUCGCACGAACGGGGACGCCGACUGCGAACGGGAGUACCAAUGCCACGUUAACAACAACGUCCUCGUCCUUGGAUGCGGGUUCGAGCUCGACCUUGACCAAGUCUUCCUCGUCCAUCGAGCUGCGUUCAGUCGGUAGUCUGAGUACACUGGUUCCUCCACGUGACCCACUGCGUUCCGAGAGUCCCUGGAGCAACCGCAGCGCGCCGAGUAGGAUAGGUGUGACGACUACCGACAGGGCAGGGUCGUUCGAUCUUCCUAGGGUGAACAGAGAUAUCAAUGUAAUUUCUCUGUCUGAUGCGCUUCGGCCCCUUGCGAAUGGUACACGUUCAGAGCCCGGGCAUGGUAGCAACAACCGAUCCGACUCUGGGCACGAGACGAGUCAUGGCCAUGACCGACCGACGUCGCCUACCGCCAUCACCACCAACGGCAGCACCAGUCCGGAGUCGGGGAAGUCACCGACGAAGAGGAUAGCCAAGCUCUUCCCGUUCGGGCAUUCGCGCGAGAACGACAGCAACGGAUCAUCCUCCUCGUCGAAGACUACAAUCUCAAACCCGAAUCCACAUCUCGGACAGAGGGAAUCGUCGAUGGGAUUGCCGAAUCCAUUUGAGAUUGCUGCUGCGUUGACGGCAACGGCGAAGGGUCUUUCACCAAUGCACUUGCUUCCUCAACACAAGCAUGCGAACCUGGACGUGAGGCGGUCUGAUUCACCCGAGUCGUUUAUUAUCAUUAACGAAGAGGAUGGGAUCCCGACUCCCAUGCGGCAACAGCGCUUUGAGAACGCGAAUGCUGGCUUCGAUGUGAAUGACUCGUCUGCCGUGCGCGGAAGGUCUGAUACACCUUCCAGCCUUGCUGAUCGACGACGCGCCAACUUGGACGUACUCGACCUCACACCUACUCAAAGUCGAGCAGGCUCACCGAGCCCCAGCCGUGAUGGAUUUCGAGCAGCACGAGCGAGUGUCCUCGCAUACUACCAGGUCCCACCGCCAUCCCCACCUCCCGCAGGACCUCUCCCUCCAAGACCUGACAGCGUGAACGACGCACCUUUCUCACGCCGCGGAAGCGAUGACAACCAACUAUUAUCACCCGGUCGAGCCUACGCUUCACGUUCUCCGUCUCCUCUCGGUCCUGGUGGUCGAUACUCGCGAUCGCCUUCUCCAGGGAUGGGUAUGGGUCAAGUCCGUCGUGGACGUGAAUCCCCCUUCCCAACUCGUCCCAUCCUCCCACCGCAAGACAGCCGAGAACUCGUCGAGCGUGUAGAACGAUACAAAGCUCUAUACGCUGCUGUCGACGCUGACGGUGCUGACGUACCCGAGGACGCAUUUGUGGGUAUGGACGAGUUCUUUGAUAAACAUAGUUCAGCGUAUAUCCGCGCUGCGCGUGCACGUGGGGAGAAACGUGUGUAUUUUGAUGUUGUGAGGAGGUCGUACGAGGCUAGUCUGCGAAAUAGUCAUACAUUUUAUGUGAAUGGUCCUCAUGCGAUUUUGCCGCCGGAGAUAGCUAUCGAGCCUGCAGACGACUACGAUCCUAGAUACAACAACAACAGUACCGACUUUGAUGACGCAACAGACGAACGUCUCCGUUACUCCACCACACUAUCUGACGCCGAAGUAGCAGCUGCCGAACACCUUAACACAUUAGAAACAGUCGUAGAAGAAGACUCUUCUUCCGACUCUCGUUCAUUCGCAGCUUCUUCCGUAUAUUCACGGUACAGCGUAUUGGACGAAGGGAAGAGCGCUACAGUACGUGAAGGGUUCGUUAGAAGGGUUGCGGCGCUGUAUGGUCAGGACAAGUUGUUAAGGGAGGAGAUACCUGAGGUUCCGAAGAUACCUAAUGAGUUUCGCGAUGCUGCGCCCGCUGCUGGACGGCCCCCGAAUGAAAAGGCUGCUGCUAGUGCGUUGAAGGUUACCAGUAGCCCGUUUAGAUUUUGA
Fomitiporia mediterranea MF3/22 is the source of this 3015-nucleotide messenger RNA. RefSeq lists its product as uncharacterized. The record is from RefSeq and is a predicted model, not a curated record. Bases 1 to 3015 code for a protein of 1004 amino acids. The transcript has 2 exons. NCBI's taxonomy places the organism in Eukaryota, Fungi, Basidiomycota, Agaricomycetes, Hymenochaetales, Hymenochaetaceae.